AUGAAUGAAUCAUUUAUACUGUCCGAGUUCGACAGGCUUGUCAAUUCUGGUACUGUCAUAUACAAUGACAAGGAAGAUAUAAUUGAAUAUAUGGAUGGAGGUCUCAAGUUCCAAUUCUUGCUUACCUCUGCCCUGGCCAACAAGCCAACCAUUCCGUUGAAUCCAUCAGUGGCACAUAAAAUCGACGAGCGGGAUCAAAAGCGGGACGGAAGCGAUAUCAGUACUCAGGGCUUUGAAAUUGGUGAAAUUAGCACCUCCCACACUUUGGUCGCCAACAAGUUCUGCUGGGCAAGGCCACACCUCAUGCUCCUAACCUCUGACGGCUAUCGGAGGCAAUAUGAGGGCCUCGAUCUCAACGAUAUCAAAUCGGUGUGGCUCCUUUUGUCAACCCUAGACACAGACUACGUGGCCUUUUACAACUGUGGGCAAGAUGGAGGAUGUAGCCGAUUGCAUAAGCACCUGCAGCUUAUCCCAACUCCUCCAAAGCUGUUUUCGUCCUUCCUUGACUCAAAAGAUAGUCAGCCACCUCGAGUUCCGUUUGAAUGGUUCUAUCGUCGCCUGAAUCCCCAUGAGUCAACGCCAGAACGCUUGCUAGAGAUCUAUAAUCAUCUUCUGGAGCAGUCAACCAACAAGGGGAGGGGCCUCUCUACGAACUUUCGCAACGCCCCACCUAACGCUGCGUGUCCGCACAAUUUCAUUCUCACAAAACGUUGGAUGGUCGUCCUCCCCAGGCAACGCGCUGCUAUCAAUCAAGAAGCUGGGGUCAAUGCAAUCGGCAUGCUGGGGCGUAUAGUCGUUGCCACCCAGAACGAGAUCGAUAACUGGAUACGGUUGGGGCCAACUAAUGCUCUACGGGAACUUGGAGUGGCCAGGCAAGAGGCCUUGUAA
Aspergillus pseudotamarii is the source of this 888-nucleotide messenger RNA. RefSeq lists its product as uncharacterized. Gene Ontology annotation, biological process: nucleotide metabolic process. Gene Ontology annotation, molecular function: ATP binding; ATP:ADP adenylyltransferase activity. The transcript has 2 exons. The record is from RefSeq and is a predicted model, not a curated record. Lineage: Eukaryota; Fungi; Ascomycota; Eurotiomycetes; Eurotiales; Aspergillaceae. Bases 1 to 888 code for a protein of 295 amino acids.